GAGGGUCCAUGCUUUCCGGAAUCCUUGGGACGUCACAACUCUGACGUUGCCCUAUUGAAGUUGACAUGUAAAAAUGGUUAGGUAAGGGUUACGGUUGUGGUAAGGUAAGGUUAGGGACGUCCCAAGGAUUCCAGAAAGAACUAACCCAAGUGAGAGGGCGGUUGUUGGGCGGAGCGUCGCAGUAACUACAAGCAGAACCAGACCCCUUUGAAAGCACAGCGGAUAGAAAUAGUGAAAAUAGCAGGCUCGCUAUCUAGAAGGUGCUGUCUUUCCAACCAUAUUUCGAAUAAACGAGGGUGACUACCUCAUGAAGCUGGUUGGGAGAAUGUCAAGCGUGUGCAAAGCUGUCAUCAAGGCAAAUGUUGGCUAUUUGCAGAAUAAAUAAAGGAGCCAACAGACCUGGUGAUGAACGGUGACUCAGGUGCUGGGGUGGUGACUGCCCUCCCGCCCACCACCGCCCCCCACAAGGAGCGCUACUUUGACCGUGUGGAUGAAAGCAGCCUAGAGUACCGGCGUGAGAGAAACAUGGCUCCAGACCUCAGACAGGAUUUCAACAUGAUGGAGCAGAGGAAGAGGGUCUCCAUGAUCCUGCAGAGCCCGGCGUUUUGUGAUGAGCUGGAUACGAUGAUCCAUGACCAGCUGAAGAGGGGAAAGACCCCCACCAGCCUGUUGGCCCUGCAGCAGAUAGCUGACUUCAUGACCACCACUAUCCCCACCAUGUACCCUGCAGCGCCACAGGGAGGCAUGGCUGCACUCAACAUGAGUCUGGGUAUGGUAACUCCAGUGAAUGACCUGCGUGGAUCUGACUCUAUCUCCUAUGAGAAAGGAGAGAAACUGCUUCGUUGUAAGCUAGCUGCCUUCUACCGCCUGACAGACCUCUUUGGCUGGUCCCAGCUCAUCUACAACCACUUAACCGUCAGGGUGAAUUCAGAUCAGGAGAGGUUCAUUAUUGUCCCUUUUGGGCUUCUGUACAGUGAAGUCUCCGCCUCCAGUCUGGUGAAGAUUAAUAUGCAAGGGGAGAUUGUGGACCAGGGGAGCACCAAUCUAGGGGUCAACCAGGCUGGCUUCACUCUCCACUCAGCCAUCUAUGCAGCCCGGCCAGACGUUAAGUGCAUUGUGCACGUCCACACACCGGCAGGAGCUGCAGUGUCGGCCAUGAAGUGUGGCCUGUUACCCAUCUCUCCAGAGGCCCUGACCCUGGGGGAGGUGGCUUACCAUGACUACCACGGCAUCAUCAUAGACAAAGAGGAGAACGUCCUCAUACAGAAGAACCUGGGGCCAACAAGCAAGGUUCUGAUCCUGAGAAACCAUGGUCUGGUGUCUGUUGGGGAGACUGUGGAGGAAGCCUUCUACUAUAUCCACAACCUGGUCACUGCAUGUGAGAUCCAGGUGCGCACCCUAGCCAGUGCUGGAGGACCUGGUAACCUGGUGAUGCUGGACCCUGCUAAGUACAAAUCCCGGCCACGGUGCUCUGAGCAUGUCGAGGGCUCCACACACCCGAAAUGGCUGGUCGGGGAGCAGGAGUUUGAGGCUUACAUGAGGAUGCUGGAUAACCUGGGUUACAGGACAGGCUACCCCUACAGGUGCCCUGCCCUGCGAGACAAAGCUAAAAAGUUCCACAGCGACGUAGAGAUCGCUCCCUCGGCCACGGGCUAUUCCUAUGCCGAGGACAGUGACUCGGGCGCUCGCUCCCCUCUCAAGCACAGCUUUCAGAGGCAGCAGCGUGACAAGACCCGCUGGCCCAACUCGGACCGGCCGGAAGAGGCCUACGAGGAAGGGCCCGACGGUGGCAGCCCCAAGUCGAAGACUAAGUGGAUGAAUGAGGAAGGGAUGCGACAGGCUGCAGUAGCCAAUCAGUUUGUCCCGCUCAACACAAACCCCAAGGAGGUGCUGGAGAUGAGGAACAAGAUCCGAGAGCAGAACCUUAAGGACAUCAAGACUGCAGGGCCUGAGUCCCAGGUGCUGUGUGCUGGAAGCAUGGUGGACCGCUCCUUUGUCCAGGGAGAGCUGGUGACAGCAUCUAAGGCCAUCAUAGAGAAGGAGUACCAGCCCAGAGUCGUCAUCAACCAGAAAGGCCCCAACCCCUUCAACAAGCAGUUUGACCAGGAGCUGGAGGAAUACCGCAAGGAGGUGGAACUCAAACAGAAAGGACCCGAUGUACAGGGUGAAGGGUACUCCACAGCCAGGACACAGCUCCCUUCACCUGGGCCUGGGGAGGGAGGCCUGUCCCCCUCUACCUCCCCACAGAAGCCUGCACUGAAGCCAAAGCCCCGCAGCGUCCCAGAGAAGGGACUGGAUGUUUCAGAGACCCCCCCCACAGCCUCCACGGCCACCCCUAUCACCACCACCUCUUUCCCCAGCCGAGACACCCUGACACAGUCGGGGGAUGGUCAGGAGAGCCCUGGGAUGUCCACAGGGUCGGGGCCCAGGGCCUACGGGGGAGAUUCCCGCACAGAGUCUCCUCACAAGGAUUUUCACUGUGCCGUGCUGAAGGCCCUCAGAACCACCAACACAGAACUGGCUGCCCUCUCCCUCCUUGAGGCUCCAGAUGCGUUACCGGAGCCUGAGGAAGAGGUGAAGGGUCAGAGUCAGACCUGCACGCCCCCCAGCACCCCUGUCAGAGCAGAGGAAGAGCCCCAGCCGGAGCACAGCUAUAAGUAUGAGAGUGACCAGGCUCCACUGAGACAGACCCUCCCUGACCUGACCCAACACGACGAACCCUCCGCCACCCCAGCACCCACCCUCCCCGCUGAAGACCCCACUCCUGUCCCUCCCGCCACCACUGAGGGAGAGGGGCCUGCUGACGCUUCCGCCGCCGGCAACCAAGACUGUGAACAGGACGGUGACGAAUAUCUCAGCAAAUCACCUUCCAAGAAGAAGAAGAUGUUCCGCACUCCCUCCUUCCUCAAGAAAAACAAAAAGAAGAUGGAAGAAAAAGCAAAGGAAUCGUAGAUGAGACCUCCGCCUGCACACCCCUCUCACGCUUUGUAACCCUUUGCUUCCCCUUGAGCGAGCCACAACCCACAUAAUUUGAUAUUGAUGCUUUUUAUAAUUUGUUUGUCUGGCAUUACAACUUUGUGGGCACCUCCUAGUGUGUGCUAACUUUCUAUGAAAAAAAGGGUCGAAAUCACUUACGAAGUUUUAAUAAGUCGCUUUCAUUGGUGAAUGACUGUGCAUUAUGUCUGGUUCAGUGUGGCUUGUUACGCAUGCUGUCUAUUUAGGCCCACUACUUGGAGUGAGCAGUGCAUUUUUAUUUUCAAAUUAUUAUUAUUUUUUAAUAGUUACUGAAACUCGAUUAACCACUACAAUGUUUUGGGAUUGUGUGUGUGUGUGUGUGUGUGUGUGUGUGUGUGUGUGUGUGUCCCAAAAAAUGAAAAUAAGCUUUUACUCCGGCAUUUAACUGGUGGUAAUCGAUUCAAAAUGUAUAACUACAAAUUAACUGCAUGGUGCUAAUUUCAGAUUUCUAACAUUAGCGUAAAAUCUUUUCACUCAAACAUGGGGUCCAAGUUAGGUUUCUCUUGGCCUAUGGCCCGUGAGAACUCAAAUCAUGUCAAGAAUAGCAUAACAACUCUUAAUCUGAAUUUGACAUUCUGUCACUCUUCCAUCAACCAGGGUUUAGUGGCACCUGGUGAGAGGGAGGACUGCUGCUCCAAUCACAAAGACACAAACAAACGGGACCUAAGAGGACAGAUACGGUACUAGACAGAGAAUACAAAUGUAUUUUAUAUAGUUAAUGAUAUAGCUAUAGUCAAUUUAUUUUGUUAUUCCCAAAAAAAUCUUAAUUUAGCCAUUUUCACUUGCUGUGAGAGCACUGUGAACUGAAGCACCACAGCCUGGACUGCUGUUUUUUAACCGUUGCUUUUAGAGGAAACAGUAGGUCAGCCUGGAUCCAAACUGAAAGUCAAAAAGAACAAUUCAGGCUGGAUUCAGGCUACCGAUAAGUAUAUAGGGAAUGUUGGAAUACAGUUGUUUUGAAGCCACAUCGCACCAUUUUAACACUGCAUGCAUGAUCAGUGACCACACUGCAAUGGACUACUCUGUGAACCCCCUCUGAAAUGAAAUAACUGUCUCAAGAAAACAUCUCGCUUUCAAGUUGCAUUCAAGAUACUGGAGUUCAUGUAAUCUAUCUGUUGGUGUGAUCUUACAGCCUGGUCCCAGAUCUAUUUGUGCUGUCACACCAAACAAUGGCAAUAGGAAUGGACGAAAUUAAACAUCUGGGACAAGGCUAGCGAUCUUACGCCUUGGCUUGUUUUUUUAAGUUGUCAGGCAGAGGGGCAUUGAUACCGGACCAAUGUCAUGAAUCCCACUUGCCUGUGAAGCUUGAUUUUAGACCACUAUCAAAACCUAGCCUGGUCCCAGUUCUGUUAGUGCUGUCUUUACCAAUGGUAUAAAGGACCAUAGGAGUUGACAAGAUGGCACAAAUGGAUCUAUGACCAGGCUACUAUUAACCUGGUAUAUUACAUGAUUGAUACAAGCUGAGGACAUUAGCCUGUUCCCUGAAGAACCGCAUGGCAUUAAACUAAGGCCUUGUAUUGUU
This is a messenger RNA of Oncorhynchus keta (chum salmon), 4537 nucleotides long. RefSeq names its product alpha-adducin. The record is from RefSeq and is a predicted model, not a curated record. Bases 406 to 2952 code for a protein of 848 amino acids. Gene Ontology annotation, cellular component: focal adhesion; adherens junction; plasma membrane. The transcript is spliced from 17 exons. Gene Ontology annotation, molecular function: actin filament binding. Gene Ontology annotation, biological process: positive regulation of adherens junction organization; barbed-end actin filament capping; positive regulation of establishment of endothelial barrier. NCBI's taxonomy places the organism in Eukaryota, Metazoa, Chordata, Actinopteri, Salmoniformes, Salmonidae.